GUCAGGCGUGAUGGCAUUGCCAUUCACCUCGUCACCAUCGCUCCCCACAUCAACACCACCACAUUCAACAUCAACACCACCACAUUCAACAUCAACACCACCACAUUCAACAUCAACACCACCACAUUCAACAUCAACACCACCACAUUCAACAUCAACACCACCAGCAACACAACUAACAUUAUUACUAUCAUCACCAGCAAAGUUAACGUUACAAUCAACAUCACCACCAGAAUUAACACCAUCACAACAAAUAUCAACAUCAGUGUCAACAUCAGCUUCUUCAUCACAAGUAUUAAAGACACCCUCACGUCCGACAUUAAUAGCAUUAGAGUCAACACCACCACGAGCAUUGACAUCGUCACAACCAACCGCACCACCAUCACCAUUAAUAACACUGACGCCACCAUCGUCACCGAGUGUUGAGGGAAACACGCCGCAGAUUUCUCGCCCCUUCUCCGACCGCUGUCCCGAGGAGGCGAUGCGUGGUGGUCGUGCGUGCGGGCGCCCCGCCGGUGCUGGCUGGGUGCUACUGGGCGCUGUUGUACUGCGCGUGGCACUGCUGCUGUACGGAGAGUACCAGGACCGCACGCACCGAGUCAAGUUCACAGACGUCGACUACCGCGUCUUCACGGACGCGGCGCGCUACGUGGCGCAGGGCGAGUCUCCGUACCGGCGGGAGACCUACCGCUACACGCCACUGCUGGCCUGGUUGCUGCUGCCCAACGCGCUGCUGGCGGAGUCCUUCGGCAAGCUCCUGUUCGCCGCGUGCGACGUGGCCGCGGGGUGGCUGGCGCUCGGCAUGCUGCCCGCCGGCGUGUCGCGGUCGGGCCUGGCCGCCGCCGCCGCCUGCUGGCUGCUGAAUCCCAUUCCGGCCGCCGUGUCGUGCCGCGGCAACGCAGAGUCCGUGCUGGCGCUGCUCGUGCUGGCCACGCUGCGGAGCCUGCGCCGGGGCCACGUGGCCACGGCGGGCCUCCUUCACGGCGUGGCGGCGCACGCCAAAAUCUACCCCGUCAUCUACACGCUGCCCAUCGUGCUCAACCUCGCCUCGGCCUCCGAGUUCGCACGGGGCCGGCGCGAGCGGCGGCAGUCGCCGCCGCCGGGGCCGGGAAAGCGGCUCGUGCGCAACACCGUGCUGGCGGUGGAGGCGGCGCUGCGGAGCAAGGACGUCUGGACGUUCGUGCUGACAUCGGCUUCUGUGUUUGCGGCGAUGAGCGCGUUUUUCUUCUACGUUUACGGCUGGGAGUUCGUGGAGCAGACGUACCUGUACCACGUGACACGGCGAGACACGCGCCACAACUUCUCCCCGUACUUCUACGCGCUGUACCUGGCCGGCGAGUCGGGCCGCGCGGGCGCCAUGGGGCUGGCUGCGUUCGCGCCGCAGGCGGCGGUGCUGGCGGCCGCCAGUCUCCGCUACGCAGGCGACCUCCCCUUCUGCUGCUUCGUGGUCACGGUCGCCUUCGUGGCCUUCAACAAGGUGUGCACAUCGCAGUACUUCCUGUGGUACCUGUGCCUGCUGCCCCCUGUGCUGCCCUCGCUGGCGCUGCCCUGGCGGAGGGGGCUGGCGUUACUCGCUGCGUGGCUUGCCGGGCAGGCCCUGUGGCUACUGCCCGCGUAUCUGCUCGAGUUCGAGGGGUGGAACGUGUUCCUCUCCAUCUGGGCGGCCGGGCUGCUCUUCCUCGUCAUCAACUGCGUCGUCCUGCAGCAGAUCAUCGUGCACUACCGCCCGCCGCGCCCGGCGCACAACCUCAAGAACAGCUGA
Lethenteron reissneri (Far Eastern brook lamprey) is the source of this 1762-nucleotide messenger RNA. It is a transcript of the gene PIGM, whose product is annotated as phosphatidylinositol glycan anchor biosynthesis class M. Gene Ontology annotation, cellular component: membrane; glycosylphosphatidylinositol-mannosyltransferase I complex. Gene Ontology annotation, molecular function: alpha-1,4-mannosyltransferase activity; GPI mannosyltransferase activity. Gene Ontology annotation, biological process: GPI anchor biosynthetic process. The record is from RefSeq and is a predicted model, not a curated record. Lineage: Eukaryota; Metazoa; Chordata; Hyperoartia; Petromyzontiformes; Petromyzontidae.